UUGGCAUCUAUGAAUUUGCACUUCGAACGAAUCAAAAACCCUGAUCAUUUAGGUAGAUACCACGAUAUCACCGACCCUUUUUCCCAUUGCUGUUUACAUUCUAACCUUCGCAGUCAAAAAAUUCGGGAAUAUCGCGUUUGCGCAGAUGGUCAACAUGAAUUGGGAAAAAGGAACGCUUCCGUCUCAGAAAUUUGCAAAUGACAACAAGAUACAAAACCGCAUUUUAUGUUGCUUCGAAAUUAUGGCUUUUUUACUUUAUUGUCUGACAUUGAUCUUCUUUCUCUUUGAACAGGGUCAAGGUGGUGAAUACGCUAUUCUACGAGCCUCGACAACGUCACAGUCAAAGGAUUUUUGCGUUGCGUAUUCUCCUUUAUGGCGUGAGUUACCAACGAAAUUAUCAGAUACUCCAAAAUAUGAGUAUGUUGUCGCGUCUGUUGAAGAAUUGUGUUCAAGAAAGUCGACGAAAUACUACAACAAUAAAGCUGUAUUUGUUGAAACAAAGGGUUACAACUGUAUAUACAUAGAAGGGCCCAAGGCUGUCCAAUCUCGAAAUGGAACGGAACUAAUACUUGUGAAUGAAGUUUUGUUUAUUGCCCAACCUUCAACAGACCACAUUAACUCCACAAUUUCUGUUGCUGUGAUGAAGACCUCGGAUUUUGGUACCAUGAAGAAACUUGGUAAGAAAGUCAGAGUUCAACUCUAUGAACCACCACUUGCUGCUGUAAAUACAAACCUUGCUGUCAUUUGGUUCCUGGCAGUUGGUACAGUUGUCAUUGGUGCUUACUGGAGUGGUAAUACUGCAAACGAAUUGAGGCUAAAGCGAGAGAUUUUAUCAUCAUCCAACGACUCAGAAGAUGAAGAGGCCGCCAUGAAAAUCACCCCCUUGAUGGUGGUCAUAUUUGUGUUAAUCAUAUGUCUCUUUCUUGUGAUGGUCUAUCUCUAUUUCUAUGUUGUAUAUGCAAUCAUCGGUGUGUUUGCAAUUGCAUCGGCAUCUGGCAUGUACGAUUGCUUAAAUGCAAUGGCUCAUCUACUACCCUUCUGUGCAUGUAGAAUCACAUUGCCAUGUUAUAAGAAGACAAGCUUCACAAUGAAGUCAGUUAUCGUGCUAGCAAUUUCCCUUGGAGUCAGUACUUGGUGGGUGAUUGUACGAAAUAGAAGUUAUGGUUGGAUUUUACAAGACACGCUUGGUGUAUCGUUUUGCAUUUCACUGUUAAAGAAUCUUCGCUUACCCAGCAUGAAAAUCUUUACUUUGCUGCUUCUCUUACUUCUUGUUUAUGAUGUAAUCUUUGUGUUCAUCACCUCUCUUCUCAGCCAGUCCAACAGUGUAAUGGUUGAUGUUGCAACAGGCGAAGGUCAUAAAGAGCAGAUACCGAUGGUUCUGAAAGUUCCACCAAUUAUCCGUUCACCAUUGUUGAUUUGUCAGAGAAGGGAUUAUUCGCUGUUAGGAUUUGGGAAUAUCUUAGUUCCAGGUCUAUUUGUGUCAUUCUGUCAUUCAUUCGACCGAAUGGCCAAUACUCCGUUACGAAUAUAUUAUGUUGCCAGUUCAAUAGCGUAUGCCGUUGGUCUAGUCAUGACGUUUGCCGCGCUGUUUUUUAUGGAAAAAGGUCAACCGGCUUUGGUGUAUCUCGUGCCGUGUACCUUGCUCACGGUCAUCGUCAUCAGUCUCAUUCGAGAAGAAUUUUGUGAUCUUUGGCAUGGGACUUACGAUUUGAACAACCCAAGCGUUGAACCGCUGAUACAAAGCGACGAUGAAGAAGACUGUAUUUUUGACAGGACAGCGGGCGCAGAAGGCCGGAACCUCGGCAACAAUAAGCACGUUAAGGAGGAAGAUGAAUUGAUCAAUUAAUGGGAACUGUGCAAUCGAUUUAAAUAUAAAGCUGUGGGUCUAUGUCCAUAGAAAGUCACUUCAAAGGACGUUCUUCCAAAUUACAUAGUACCGCGCAGUGUAUAGACACUUUAUAGAUAAUAGCAACUAUAUUUCUAUACAGCUGAGUGAAGAAAUCAAACUCCAGCAACUAUAAUGGCAUUUGUAUACUUACAUAAAUUAUAUUUGUAAUUGUGUA
This is a messenger RNA of Xenia sp. Carnegie-2017, 2063 nucleotides long. RefSeq names its product signal peptide peptidase-like 2B. Gene Ontology annotation, biological process: membrane protein proteolysis. Gene Ontology annotation, molecular function: aspartic endopeptidase activity, intramembrane cleaving. Gene Ontology annotation, cellular component: Golgi-associated vesicle membrane; cytoplasmic side of endoplasmic reticulum membrane; lysosomal membrane. The record is from RefSeq and is a predicted model, not a curated record. Lineage: Eukaryota; Metazoa; Cnidaria; Anthozoa; Malacalcyonacea; Xeniidae.